Molecule: messenger RNA, 390 nt
Organism: Durio zibethinus
Lineage: Eukaryota; Viridiplantae; Streptophyta; Magnoliopsida; Malvales; Malvaceae
Product: defensin Ec-AMP-D2-like
Biological process (GO): defense response
Cellular component (GO): plant-type cell wall; mitochondrion
Source: RefSeq, a predicted model, not a curated record
AUGAAGCGUUCCAUCCGCUUAUUUUCAACUGCCUUUCUUCUUCUGUUAUUUCUUCAGGCAACAAUCGGAGCCAUACCAUUAGAAGGUAGAACAUGCGAGUCUCAGAGCCAUCGGUUCAAGGGGAUGUGCGUGAGAGAGAGUAAUUGUGCUACUGUCUGCCAGACGGAGGGUUUCCAAGGGGGACAUUGUCGGGGCUUUCAUCGCCGAUGCUUCUGUACUAAACACUGUUAGCCAUUUGAAUAAACCAAUAAUAUUUCACUUUCCAUAAGGUCCCCUUUAGUUUUUGUGUAUGCUUGAGAAUUAAGAGAAUAAGAUAUCCCCGACAUAUGUCUAUCUUAUCUGUUUUUGUGAUUUUUAUGUCGGAUGAAAUGAUUUUCUUUUCUUUAUAAA